AUGGCCGUCAAUGAUCGCACCAAGGGCAAGCAAAGAGCGGCAGAAGAUGACACGGACAGUCGCUCCUUGCCCAUCAGUACGACGAUCUAUCAGCAUGUCGAGACCGUGCUGGAUCAUGCGGUCUUGACACCUUUAGCACCCGCGAUACGAUACAUCCUUGAGGCGCCAUUGGACAGACUAGCGCUGACCGAGCAUGCCCUGAUUGGCACUCGUUUCGUCCAGUGGCUUGCUAAAGCUGGUCUACCCGAGCCAUAUAGCGUCUUGGCAAUCCUCAGCUUCACGGGAUGGCAAGCACGCCGGUUCUAUUUUGCUCAGAAAGAGCUUGCCCUCAGCCUUCUUCUGACUGCGCUGCCCGCAUGGCAAUCUAUAAGGCUCAUCGGGCAAUCGGGUACGCUGCUCGGUCAGUUGCACAGCGAUGCCGUCAAACCCGCGUCAAUACUACGGGUGCUGGACGAAGUCAAACGAUUACUGUCCUAUUGGAUCUUAUGGGUCUCUAUUGCCUGGCUAGAAGCAGCCCAACUCUCGCCCAAGAGACAUCAGCCCAACUCGGCUUUCACGCCUGCACCGACGGUGAUGCAGACGCGUUCGACCGCGAGCACACUGACGCGCUUCUUCAGUCUGCUCCCUCGAUUGCUGGGCAGCUUGCGACGUUCUGCCGGUCGUGUUCCCGCCGCCCUGACCACUUCACCAUCGACCCUGCGCAAGCCUUUUCCUCAGCCAAAAGCAUGGGACCAGGUCUCUGCAGCCAUGUCCAGCAGCGCAAAGUACCCACUGAGCUUCCUGCCACCGACGACGAACACAACCCGCAUCUCGCUCGCGCAAGGCUGGUUCGGCGAUCGAUGGCCAACUUUGAAGGUAAUCCUGCUACUAUGGGCGAUGAGCAGUCACACAGACGGCGCUGUCAAGCUCUUCCAACUGAUCAUUGAGCCCUGGCAACGACUCGCACGACAUUACGACCACGAUGACUUCGGACCAGCCAAAAGAAGAAUCGUCAAAGUCGUCCUAGCUCCGCAAGCAAGGGAAGAUGCACAGGCGCCUCGCAGGCAUGCGCUCAGGACAGUCGAAGAAAGCUACCCCUCGGUCGCGAGUCUUCCUGAUUCGUCAGGUUACCUCUCUCAAGCGAGUAGUAGUGCGCAUGCUGCUGGCAGUGCAACGCUUGUCGUGCCGCCCGCGACGCCCAAAAGGACUCUGUCUGCGCCAACUCCACAGCAUUCGCCUCUACAUGGUUCAGAUCUUCAUGCGGAGAUGGCCAGGCUCGAUGCAGCCUAUCAGGAGAGACAGAGACGCACGCGAGCCCUGGAGAAGGACGGCGCGCUUCAUGGUAUGAUCGGAGAGCUCGACCGGGUAUGGACGCAACCGUCUGCUCAGCUGCUACCGAGCCAGGCUAUCGCAAUUUGAGGCAAUUUGCAGCAUCACUUGACGGUCUGCAAAGCUGACAGUACAGAUUGCAGAGCGCUCUCAUCGCAACGACCGUUGGCGCUGCCUAUACUUUGCAGCUCUCGCAAGCCC
Messenger RNA from Mixia osmundae IAM 14324, 1509 nucleotides. RefSeq lists its product as uncharacterized. The record is from RefSeq and is a predicted model, not a curated record. The transcript has a single exon. Lineage: Eukaryota; Fungi; Basidiomycota; Mixiomycetes; Mixiales; Mixiaceae. Bases 1 to 1398 code for a protein of 465 amino acids.